Molecule: messenger RNA, 503 nt
Organism: Lottia gigantea (owl limpet)
Lineage: Eukaryota; Metazoa; Mollusca; Gastropoda; Lottiidae
Exons: 5
Coding region: 22-480 (152 amino acids)
Biological process (GO): ribosomal small subunit assembly; translation
Cellular component (GO): cytosolic small ribosomal subunit; ribosome
Molecular function (GO): structural constituent of ribosome
Source: RefSeq, a predicted model, not a curated record
UUUUCCUGUGAAACUAUCAACAUGGCGACUGAAGCUGAAUUGAAGGAGUUGGCUGAGAAGAAAAAACGGCGUACGUUCCGUAAAUACACCUACAGAGGUGUCGAUCUUGAUCAGUUAUUGGACAUGACCAGUGACCAACUCAUGGAAUUAUUAGGCUCGGGUGUUAGACGACGAUUUUCACGAGGGUUGAAACGCCAACCUAUGCACUUGAUGAAAAAAUUGAGGAAAGCCAAGAAACGAGCAGGUCCUUUUGAGAAACCAGAGGUAGUAAAGACACAUUUAAGAGAUAUGAUCAUCGUACCGGAGAUGAUUGGCAGUAUGGUAGGAGUUUAUAAUGGUAAAGUGUACAACCAGGUUGAAAUUAAGCCUGAAAUGACUGGUCAUUAUUUGGGUGAAUUUAGCAUUUCCUACAAACCUGUAAAGCAUGGUCGUCCUGGUAUUGGAGCUACCCAUUCAUCUCGAUUUAUUCCUCUCAAAUAAAUACGAUGUACAAAUAAAAAAAA